Pungitius pungitius (ninespine stickleback) is the source of this 2716-nucleotide messenger RNA. RefSeq names its product paired box 6b (gene pax6b). Gene Ontology annotation, biological process: regulation of transcription by RNA polymerase II; anatomical structure development. Gene Ontology annotation, molecular function: RNA polymerase II cis-regulatory region sequence-specific DNA binding; DNA-binding transcription factor activity, RNA polymerase II-specific. The coding region runs from base 327 to 1706 and encodes 459 amino acids. The record is from RefSeq and is a predicted model, not a curated record. The transcript has 14 exons. NCBI's taxonomy places the organism in Eukaryota, Metazoa, Chordata, Actinopteri, Perciformes, Gasterosteidae.
CCCACUCGCAUUGACAUUUCAACUCCACGAAGGAUCCAAAGGUAGAUAGGUUUGAAAUCGGGACAUAUAACUUUCCGUCGCUGUGAUCCGGAGGAGCGAUCCGGGGAGGGAAGGCGCGACUUUUUACGCACAGGAUACCGGUCAGACAACUGCUGCUCUCAGCCGGGAUAUCCCCUCCGUCUCCGACGAAGACCACUGGAAACUAAUUUUUCCUUGUCUAAACUUCCCGAGAGAGACUGCUCCUGGUCGGCUUUUUUUUCCCCUUCCCUGCUUGGUGUGGAGAGCUGUAGCCUGUAGUUUACCAAGGACUUUGACAACGACGCAGGAUGCCCCAAAAAGAAUACCACAGCCAAGCCACGUGGGAGUCUGGCGUAGCCUCAAUGAUGCAGAACAAGGUGUAUGACAUCUGUGAUGAAGGUCACAGUGGCGUAAACCAGCUUGGUGGUGUGUUUGUUAAUGGUAGACCGCUGCCGGAUUCCACCAGGCAGAAAAUAGUUGAACUCGCUCACAGUGGUGCUCGACCCUGCGACAUCUCCAGGAUACUGCAGACCCAUGAUGAAGUCCAAGUGCUGGACAGUGAAAAGGUAUCCAACGGCUGUGUGAGCAAGAUCCUGGGCCGGUACUAUGAAACUGGCUCCAUCCGACCAAGAGCAAUAGGCGGCAGCAAGCCCAGGGUCGCCACUCCAGAGGUGGUCGCGAAAAUCGCGCAGUACAAGCGGGAGUGUCCGUCUAUCUUCGCGUGGGAGAUCCGUGACAGACUUCUGUCGGAGGGGAUCUGCACCAACGACAACAUACCCAGUGUAAGUGUGUCAUCGAUAAACAGAGUCCUCCGCAACCUGGCUAGUGAAAAGCAACAGAUGGGCGCAGAUGGCAUGUAUGACAAGCUGAGAAUGCUCAACGGUCAGACAGGAACUUGGGGGACCCGGCCCGGCUGGUACCCCGGAACAUCAGUGCCAGGGCAACCCAACCAAGACGGCUGCCCACAACAAGACGGCGCAGGAGAAAACACAAACUCCAUCAGCUCGAACGGGGAGGAUUCAGAGGAGACACAGAUGCGACUCCAGCUCAAGAGGAAACUACAGAGAAACCGCACGUCCUUCACUCAGGAGCAGAUUGAAGCACUGGAAAAAGAAUUUGAAAGAACUCAUUAUCCAGAUGUUUUCGCGCGGGAGAGACUAGCGGCGAAAAUCGACUUGCCCGAAGCAAGAAUACAAGUAUGGUUCUCAAACAGAAGAGCGAAGUGGAGGCGAGAGGAGAAGCUGCGGAACCAGCGCCGGCAGGCCAACAACUCCUCCAGUCACAUUCCCAUCAGCAGCAGCUUCAGCACCAGCGUGUACCAGGCCAUCCCACAGCCCACCACACCGGUGUCUUUCACCUCGGGGUCGAUGCUGGGUAGACCUGACUCUGCUCUGGCAAACACCUACAGUGCGCUGCCCCCCAUGCCCAGCUUCACCAUGGCAAACAAUCUACCUAUGCAACCCAGCCAGACCUCCUCUUAUUCCUGCAUGCUGCCUACCAGUCCGCCUGUGAACGGGCGGAGCUACGACACAUACACGCCCCCUCAUAUGCAGGCACAUAUGAACAGCCAAUCAAUGACCACUUCUGGUACCACCUCAACAGGACUCAUCUCUCCUGGAGUGUCUGUCCCUGUCCAAGUCCCAGGGAGCGAGCCUGACAUGUCUCAGUACUGGUCAAGACUACAGUAGAGAGAAGAGCUACUUCACCCUGUAACCACCCACUCCACCAUCGCCCUGCGGCAGUGCUCCUCACACAUACACGGCACAGAAGAGUGAAGAAGGCGAGGGAUGGUUGUGAAGAGGCAAAGGACAGGAGGGGAUAAGAGGAAUGAAAGAGAAAGACUCUGGGAGAACCUUGGGACGUCUGGGCUCUGUUUCCAGUGGGACUGUGUGCUGUUCUGUAGCUCUAGGCACAUUCUAACGAGGACUCGGGAAGGGAGAACAAGGAUGGAAAGUCGCGGAAAAAAAUGGACCUCUGUAAAGUGCCCGGUGUUAAAUUUUUAUGGAACAAAAACUUAUCUGUUCUUUUCUAUUUCCAACUUCAGUCAUUGUUUCCUUUUUUUCUCUGGUGUGUUAGUAAAUGGCCAUUUGUAUGUUAAUAUGAAAAACCAAGAUCAAGUACUGAUAGAUGGACUGCUAGAAAACCAUGUUGGUCUUGCGUUUGUUUGAGAGAGAAGAACCUCAGAGAUUCUGCCAUGACUAUCUUUUGAUCUGCUUAUAUCGAGACUUUCUACCAGCCUUUGCAUGGUCUCUGGACGCUGUUGCAUAUCAUUAAAGACGAAAAGCUGGGGGGAAGACUCUUACUAUGUCAAAAAAAAAAAAAAAUAUUUAUUGGUCUUAUUUCGUACGAACGGAUAUUUAGCAGAAGAAACUCAAACUCGAUCCACCCACUGAGGCUGUGGUCUUGACUCCUCGUUUCCCCGGCUUAUUAAACCACGGAUCACUAUCAACGGCUCAGUGUGCAAAGACGACGUGACAUGCGGCACAACUUGGACCUCUUGCUUUGGUGGUUGGAUUGACUCUAGAUUACCAUGACGAACAUUAAAUGUGGAAAACAGGUGUAAAGGAAAACCUGUAGUCUGUAAAUGGUAGACUGCGUCUUCGAUAUAAUCCAGUUUGUUUAUGUCAAAAUGUAAAGUACUUGUCUUCCCUAGAAAUCUUCCAGAAAGAUUUCUCCAAUAAAAGUUGAUUUUCAUUUA